Messenger RNA from Capsella rubella, 1296 nucleotides. Its product is annotated as probable glucuronokinase 2. NCBI's taxonomy places the organism in Eukaryota, Viridiplantae, Streptophyta, Magnoliopsida, Brassicales, Brassicaceae. The transcript has 6 exons. The record is from RefSeq and is a predicted model, not a curated record. Gene Ontology annotation, molecular function: ATP binding. The coding region runs from base 87 to 1202 and encodes 371 amino acids.
ACUAUCAGCAGCUAUAAAAAUAGGGCAGAGUCUUAGACUCUUAGGCAAACCGCUUCACAUUUGAACCUAAGAUAGAGAUCAUAACGAUGGAUCAUCCCAAUCCCAAACCUGAGAUUACUGAAGAGGUCCAGGAUAAGGGAGUGUUGGAGCAUCGCUCGUUCGCUAGAAUCGGGUUUCUUGGAAACCCUAGCGAUGUUUACUUCGGCCGUACGAUUUCGUUUACCAUUGGUAAUUUCUGGGCGUGGGCUAAGCUCGAGCCAUCUGAUCAUCUCUUGAUCAAACCUCAUCCAUUUCAUGAUCUUGUCCAGUUUCACUCCCUCGACAACCUCGUUUAUCGAUUGGAAAAUGACGGAUACUACGGAGGUGUAAGGUUGCUAAUGGCGAUUUGUAAAGUAUUCCGCAACUAUUGCAAAGAUCAUGGCAUACAACUUCAUGAUAGAAACUUCACUCUAUCUUAUGAUACCAACAUCCCAAGACAGACAGGGCUUUCAGGUUCCAGUGCCAUUGUAUCUGCUGCUCUUAGCUGCCUUCUCGACUUCUACAAUGUCAGGCAAUCAAUCAGAAUCGAAGUCCGGCCUAACCUUAUUCUGAAUGCGGAGAAAGAACUUGGUAUUGUUGCAGGCCUUCAAGACCGUGUCGCACAAGUCUAUGGGGGUGGUCUUGUUCACAUGGAUUUUAGUAAAGAGCAUAUGGAUAAACUUGGAUAUGGGAUUUACACUAUAAUGGAUAUCAACCUUCUUCCUCCUCUGCAUCUCAUCUAUGCUGAGAAUCCUAGUGACUCUGGGAAGGUGCAUAGCUCAGUUCGUAGAAGGUGGUUAGAUGGUGAUGAGUUUAUAAUAUCAUCGAUGGCAGAAAUUGCAAAAUUAGCAGAAGAAGGUCGAACUGCAUUACUUAAAAAAGAUUACUCCAAACUUAAGGAACUCAUGAACCGUAACUUCGAUCUUCGAAGGAGUAUAUUUGGAGAUGAGUGUUUGGGAGCUAUGAACAUAGAAAUGGUGGAAGUGGCACGUAAGGUCGGCGCAGCUGCAAAGUUCACUGGAAGCGGAGGAGCUGUGGUUGUUUUCUGUCCUGACGGUCCAUCUCAGGUUAAACUUCUUGAAGAAGAAUGUCGGAAAUCUGGAUUCAUACUUGAACCUGUACAGCUUGUGCCUACGCGUCUUAGUAGUUGUGAUCUUAAAACUUUGUCUGAUUCAAAACCCUGAGUGUUUGUUACAGAGCAUUGAAGCUCUAAUUACGCUAAUAAAUAAGUACUUGGUUCUUGAAGGAUCUUGAGAUCAAUGUUUGUUGAUUAAUCUA